Carassius auratus (goldfish) is the source of this 1560-nucleotide messenger RNA. RefSeq lists its product as uncharacterized. The transcript is spliced from 2 exons. The record is from RefSeq and is a predicted model, not a curated record. The coding region runs from base 387 to 1124 and encodes 245 amino acids. NCBI's taxonomy places the organism in Eukaryota, Metazoa, Chordata, Actinopteri, Cypriniformes, Cyprinidae.
UUACUUUGGCACCUAACUUUAAGUAAUUUCAUACACCUGUGUUUGAUUAUUUAACUCAUUAGGUAUUUUGUUUGCGCCCCUAUAAAUAAUCUCAGUUCCUUAGUCGGGGUCCUCUCUCAUUUAUGUUAUGUUAGUUUUUGUGAAUGCUUGAGUUACCUUGUUAAAAGACUUUCCAUGGAGCUUCAUUGUGAUCGUUCAUUCGUUUCACCAACCCGUAACAGAAGAACGGACCUAAAAACAAGAUGGACUGGGCUGAGGACUGGUUGUGCUGCCCACGACAGGGUGGUUGCCCUCUGGAUGGAGGAAUUAAUCAGGCUUAGCCAUGAAAGAUAAACAAUUCUCAUCCAUUCCCUUCUGAAAACCAUUGGGCCACACCAGCUCACCCGAUGUUGAGAUCCUCCACAUGCCUGGCUAUUGGAUCAGACCAUACCUAUCCUCCUGUGCUUUCCCGAGCACAGAGGUGGGUUUCUAACAGUGCUGACCUGGGGGAAAAGGUUGCAGACCCUGCUCUAACAUCUGUCCGGUCAGCACUGAUAUCUUUUUUCCCGUUCCAGCCCCCUGAACCAAUCCCAUCCUCAGUUCAGAACCCGCGGCUACAUCAUCCGCAAGCUCUCUGCAUGUACCUUCGUCGAGUCAGCUGGCUGUUCCCAAGUCAGGCCCACUGGCUGUUCGAGAGUCAAGCCCACCAGCUACGCUGCUGUCAAGCCCACUGUUUGUGGCUCUCUCAAGUCCACUGGCCACCCAAUUCAAAUAUAACCAAGGGAGGAGGAGGAGGAGGAGGAGGAGGACUGUUCACAUCUCUCAUCCCUGCCCCAGAACUUACUCCAGUGUUGGCCCAAGCCCCAGAACUCUCCUGCUCCUCCAGAGCGCCCUCAAGUGCCCGCUCCUCCAGAGUGCAACCCAGGAUUCCUUAUUUUCCUCAAGAAAAUUUGGAGGGGGUCCAUAUACCCAUGGCCAAGCCAGCUAAGGCCACAGAGGAUCCACCUCCCGAGUCCCCUGAUCCACCAUGGACUCGUGAGUCCCCAGCUCAACCAUGGCAACCUGAACUGCCUGCUUUGCCAUGGCUUCUGGAGCUCCCUGGUCCUCCAUUGGGCCCUGCCCUCUGUCCCCGAUGGUAUUGUUAAGAUGCGGGACACAUCUUCCGGAAAGGAGUUAGUAAUUUUAGGGUUAUGUUUAGCUUUUGUCCUGUUUUCAUUGUGUUUUCAGUUUAUCUGUUUACCUGUUUACCUAUGACCUAGUUUUACUUUGGCUCCUAAUUGUAAUUUCGCACACCUGUGUUUGAUUUACUCAUUAGUUCUUUUAUUAUGGUGAAACGGGCCCCAGGCUAUAGAGGAUGCUGCAGGAGAGAGAAGAAAAACGUUUUAUUAUUGUUAUCAAAACUAAUGCCUUAGUUACUGGUGUUCAUUGCAGUGGCUGAAUCAAAUGCAUGUUACCUGAGGUUUUAAUACUGCUACAAACAGAAAAUGCAGUUUCUCUCACUUCUGAACAAAUGUGAUAUUACACAAAAGAGACAAAAUCAUAUGUUUGGUUUUGAAUAAACUUUAAAUCCCUACAUUAAAA